AUGGCUGAACAUGAAAAUGAUUGGAAUGGGAAAUUUGUUCUCUCAUGUGAUGUAGGAACAAAUUCAGUGAGAACGGCUCUCAUUAGUCUGGAAAAUGGAUCCAUGAAGGAAAAUUCUCUCAUCACUCAAUUUCAAAUUAAUAUUUGGAGUUAUCAUACAAAGAAAAAGUGUAAUCUCUCCGAUGAGGUAUUUAUGGAACAAUCAUCAAUGAAUAUUUGGAAUCAGAUUUGUGAAUCGAGUAGAAAAUCAAUGAUGGCCUCAAAAACUAGCCCUGAACAAGUAGUUGGAGUUUGCUUUGAUGCUACUUGUUCACUGGUUGUUUGGGAUGUUGAUUUGAAUAAGCCAGUUUCUGUUGUCCUUUCUGAAGAUCGUCAGCAUCAAGAUGAAUUCAAUCAGAGAAAUGUAAUCCUAUGGGCUGAUCAUAGAUCAAAACACUUUGCAUCUCAAAUUAAUGACACUAAAUUUGAGAAAGUGUUAAAAUAUGUUGGAGGAAAGAUUUCUCCUGAGAUGGAGUUGCCAAAAAUUAAAUUCCUAUUAGAGAAUGGAGUUUUUGAUUUGGAAGAAAAUAAGGGAAUACAAUUCUUUGAUUUGGCAGAUUGGCUCACCUUCAUGUGUACUGGAAAUUCACAAUUCAGAUCACAAUGCACAACAACUUGCAAGUGGGGAUAUGUUUUUGACCAAACAAGUGCUGAUUCCGAUAUUAUUUGUGGAGGAUGGAAUGUAAAGUUUUUGGAAAAUGUGAAAUUGGAUGGAAUUCUAACUCCUAUCAAUCUAAUUGGAUCAAGCAUAUGUAAAAUUGGAUCCAAUGUACAAUUUAAAAUAGCACCAUCAGCAGCUGCUCAGCUAGGAUUAUCUGAGAAUGUUUUAGUGGGUGUACCAGUUAUUGAUGCCCAUGCAGGAGGAUUAGGAAUGGUUGGUGCUGUUUUGAAUAUGGAUGAAAAGCAUACCAAACAGGAUAUUACAAAAACCUUGGUGUUGAUAGCUGGAACAUCAAGUUGUCACAUGAUUGUGUCUGAAGAACCUGUAUUUAUUGAAGGAGUGUGGGGACCAUUUUAUAACAGCAUGACCUUGGAUAUGCAUUUGAGUGAAGGAGGCCAGACAUUUUGUGGAGCUGCUUUGGAUUAUAUUGUUGAAUCUCAUCCACAAUACUUUAAUCUUAUUCAAAGUGUAUCAAAUCAACACAAAAUUGAUAGCACUACUUCAGUAUCAGCACUCAAAUUAAUGGCCAUCAAAAAAUUAGAAUCAAUUCUGGAACAAAUGAAAGAGCAGAGACAGCUCGAACACAUUGACAUGCUCACUUCAGAUGUUCACAUUUGUCCAUAUUGGAAUGGAUGCAGAUCACCACUUGCAGAUCCUGAAUUUAGAGGAGUAAUUACUGGCCUCUCAGUAACCCCUCUAAAUACCAACAAGAAAAUUGAAAACCUAUUGACACAACAUUCUUCUCCAAUUACUUCAGACGAUAGUGAUUUUGAACAAUUGGCUGUGUUGUAUUUGGCCAUGAUUCAAGCUUUAGCGUACGGAACCAAACAUAUUAUGCAAGAAAUGAUAAAGAGUGGCCAUACCAUUGAUAGAAUUUUCAUGUGUGGUGGCCUUUCCAAUAAUGAACUAUUCGUAAAACAACAUGCAAAUAUUACUGAAAAACCAAUUUAUAGAAUGGAUCAAGAUUCCAUGCUGUUGGGGUGUGGUGUACUUUCUUCUGUGGCUUGUGGAGCUUACAGUGACAUGUAUCAUGCAAUGAGAAGUAUGUGUCAUCUAAACAGGGAAAGAGAUGUCAUGCCAGAAAAUGAAUUACAAUUGUAUCAUCAAAAGAAAUUCAAUGUAUUCAUGGAGAUUAUUAGAGACUUUAUCAAAUACAGAGAAAUGAUGAAGUAA
Naegleria gruberi is the source of this 1872-nucleotide messenger RNA. Its product is annotated as carbohydrate kinase. Gene Ontology annotation, biological process: carbohydrate metabolic process. Bases 1 to 1872 code for a protein of 623 amino acids. The transcript has a single exon. Lineage: Eukaryota; Heterolobosea; Eutetramitea; Acrasida; Naegleriidae. Gene Ontology annotation, molecular function: phosphotransferase activity, alcohol group as acceptor; kinase activity. The record is from RefSeq and is a predicted model, not a curated record.